CAAAGGAGAGUGAAGGUGGGGGGAGGGUGGGUUCUGUACUGUCAUGGACUGUCCCCUCCACCCAACACACACUCUCUCUCUUUCUCACUCUAUCUCUAAGACUUAAACCCUGUUAAGUCCAAAAGCCACUACUACCACAUUGGCUUUUCUUGCCUUUUGUUUCUGUGCUGCUUCCUACACAAUUUGUCUAUGUCAGCUACUUCUGCUCCCUCGUCUCAGUACCUGCAAAUGGAUGUGGAAUCAUACUUUGAAUUUCUUGUUAUUAUUUGACACUCCCUUUUCUCUUUCUACUACCCCUUAUCCUUUUCUUCUCAUCUUUAAGCACUGUUGUCUGGUAUUGGUAUUGUAUUCUUCUCAACAUGACUUUCUUGUUCUUUUUUUCUCUUGUUCAUCAAGUUCCACUCUUCCCCAGUUUUAACUUUGUGGUUCCCCCCUCCAAAGAUGAAUUCUUUUUUUCAUGAUUUGACCUCAUUUCCAUGAUAUUAUAGUUUCCACUUUCUGGGGUUUCCUUUUUUUUUUUAAAAAAGUUGUGAAUUUUUCUGUUUUGGGGUGUUUUGGUUGCUUGUUCUUACUUCCAUUUGAGUCUCACAAUAAGAACCAACUACAUUAGGUGUUCAUGGAAAUUGAUCUGAACCAUGAAGUGACUGAGGUUGAGAAGAAUGCAAUCUGUGAUAGGGAAUGUGAGAAAGGUGCUUGUUGUUUGUCCUCUUCAACUUGUUCAUCUUCUAGUUCCUUUUCAGCUCGUGUAUCUUCUUCUUAUCUCGAGCUUUGGCAUGCUUGUGCUGGCCCCCUCACAUCACUCCCUAAGAAAGGAAAUGUGGUUGUCUAUUUUCCACAAGGUCACUUAGAACAAGUUGCUUCUUUCUCUCCUUUCACACCAAUGGAGAUGCCAACCUAUGAUCUUCAGCCACAGAUCUUUUGCAGGGUUGUCAAUGUUCAGCUACUUGCCAACAAGGACAAUGAUGAGGUUUAUACACAGGUUACUUUGCUUCCCCAGGCUGAGUUGGCAGAGAUGCAUUCUGAGGAAAAAGAACUUGAGGAAUUGGGAGCAGAUGAAGAGGGAAAUGGAGGAUUACCUACAAAAUCAACCCCUCACAUGUUCUGCAAAACACUAACUGCUUCUGAUACCAGCACUCAUGGGGGGUUCUCUGUUCCUCGUAGAGCUGCUGAAGACUGUUUUCCUCCUUUGGAUUAUAAGCAGCAGAGACCCUCUCAAGAGCUUAUUGCCCAAGACCUGCAUGGUGUGGAGUGGAAAUUUCGUCAUAUUUAUAGAGGUCAGCCUAGGCGGCAUCUACUCACUACUGGCUGGAGUAUUUUUGUAAGCCAAAAGAAUCUUGUUUCUGGUGAUGCUGUGCUCUUUCUAAGGGGUGAAAAUGGAGAACUGAGAUUGGGAAUCAGAAGAGCUGUUCGACCUAGAAAUGGUCUUCCUGAAUCAAUUGUUGGUCCCCAGAACUGUUAUCCCAGUUUCCUUUCUUCUGUGGCAAAUGCUAUAUCCACCAAAAGCAUGUUUCAUGUUUUCUACAGUCCAAGAGCAAGUCAUGCAGAUUUUGUUGUUCCCUACCAAAAAUAUGUCAAAAGCAUCAAGAAUCCAGUGACCAUUGGGACAAGAUUCAAAAUGAGAUUUGAAAUGGAUGAAUCUCCAGAAAGAAGGUGUAGUGGUGGUAUGGUGACUGGAAUGAGUGAUUUGGAUCCCUAUAGAUGGCCUAAAUCAAAAUGGAGGUGCUUGAUGGUCAGAUGGGAUGAGGAUACUGAGACUAAUCAUCAAGAUCGAGUAUCUCCAUGGGAGAUAGAUCCUUCUGCUUCUCUUCCUUCCUUGAGCAUUCAGUCUUCCCCAAGACUGAAGAAACUGCGGACAGGUCUGCAGGUUGCCUCACCUAGUCACCUCAUCACUGGUAUGAGAGGCAGUGGAUUGGUGGACUUUGAGGAGUCUGUAAGAUCACACAAGGUCUUGCAAGGUCAAGAAAAUGCAGGUUUUGUGUCACUCUACUAUGGAUGCGACACAGUAACCAACCGGCCAGGUUUUGAGAUGAGCUCUCAAAGUCAUCCAAAUCUUGCAUCAACUGGAGUAAGAAAGGUUAACUCUGCUGAGCAUAUGAGUGUUCACCCUUUCAGUUAUGCAGGCUUUAUGGAAACUAAUACGUUCCCAAGGGUCUUGCAAGGUCAAGAAAUAUGUCCAUUGAAAUCCCUGACAGGAAAGGUUGAUUUGAACCUUGCUGUUUGGGGAAAACCCAAUGUAAGUUGCACAACUUUCAACCUCCAUCAGGAAACCAAACCCAACUUUCAAUCUGCAUAUUUUCCUUAUGGGGAUAUUCACAAAGCCGGUCAAGCUAGCAUGUUUUGCUCCAAACCCACCAGUUUCCAGAGAGAGAAUGUCCCAUUUAACACGCCAUCCACUCAGACAAGGAUCAUUAGAAAUGAAGUUGGUGGAUCAAAUCUCCCAAAUGAGCAUAAGCAGCAGGACAGUGUUUCUGCUUCUGCUUCAUUAGGGGCUGCAAAUAUGAGGAUUUCAGAUGACAACAAUGUCAAGGGAAAGGUAAAUGCAUGCAAACUAUUCGGGUUUCCUUUGUUUGGGGAAACUACCAUCCAAAAUAUACAGAACCCUGCUAAAAGGAGUUGCACAAAGGUUCACAAGCAAGGUAGCUUAGUUGGAAGAGCCAUUGAUCUCUCAAGAUUGAGUGGCUACAAUGACCUUCUGAAUGAACUAGAGAGACUAUUUGGCAUGGAAGGCCUUCUAAGUGAUUCUAAGCAGGGAUGGAGGAUCUUGUACACGGACAGCGAGAAUGACAUAAUGGUUGUGGGGGAUGAUCCAUGGCAUGAGUUUUGCAACGUGGUGUCCAAGAUCCAUAUAUAUACCCAAGAAGAAGUGGAGAAGAUGACAAUUGGGAUGAUCAGUGAUGAUACUUAUAGCUGUUUGGAACAGACACCAGUGGUUAUGGAGGCUUCAAAGUCUUCCUCAGUGGGCCAGCCAGAUUGUUCUCCAACUGUAGUUAGAGUCUAAGUUUCAGGGUUGUCUUAAGUAUUAUGUUGGCCCUGUCUCUGUUUAAAUUUAGUUAUCUGCAUAUGUUUUGAUGCCAUGUUUGAUUACUACCCUUUGUGCUCCUAAGCCCAGCUUUGCAUGGUCAGUGCAAGAAAAGACUGACAAUUAAUUGCACUAAACUAGAUAAAUAAGGGCUAGUCUUUGCAUUAUGUAACAAGCCAUUACCGCUUAAGAAUUACAUACACUGGAAUAAUGGUGAUAGUGAUGGUUUCAAAA
Molecule: messenger RNA, 3253 nt
Organism: Gastrolobium bilobum
Lineage: Eukaryota; Viridiplantae; Streptophyta; Magnoliopsida; Fabales; Fabaceae
Product: auxin response factor 4-like
Exons: 12
Coding region: 617-2998 (793 amino acids)
Biological process (GO): response to hormone; regulation of DNA-templated transcription
Cellular component (GO): nucleus
Molecular function (GO): DNA binding; protein binding
Source: RefSeq, a predicted model, not a curated record